CAGGCUCACAGCCAGCAGCGGCUCCUUCCCGAUCAACUUUAAUACACCUACGUCCCUCGUCCCUACCUACUAUUAAACAUCAACGAUCCUUCAAUCUAGUCUAGCUAGCUACAUUCACAUAACUAAACUACCCCCACUCCCCCUACCUUCUUAUAUAUCCUCCCACGCCUAACCAAAUUCUCCACAAACACCAAAAUACUUCCCGGCUAAACUAAACUUCAUUUCAGUUGCCUACUGUGUAGGUUAAUACCAACGAGAGUGCAUAUAUACCACGGCAUGGCUGGGGAAGGCGUUAAUAAGGUGGAGGAGAUCAGAAAGGCCCAGCGGGCGAGUGGGCCGGCCACCGUGCUGGCCAUCGGCACUGCAACUCCGGCCAACUGCGUCUACCAGGCCGACUACCCUGACUAUUACUUCCGCAUCACCAACAGCGAACACAUGGCCGACCUCAAACUCAAGUUCAAGCGCAUGUGUGAAAAGUCGAUGAUAAGGAAGCGUUACAUGCACGUGACGGAGGAGUACCUAAAAGAGAAUCCAAACAUGUGCGCCUACAUGGCCCCUUCCCUCGAUGCUCGGCAAGACAUUGUGGUGGUAGAAGUCCCCAAGCUGGGCAAAGAAGCUGCCUCCAAGGCCAUCAAGGAGUGGGGCCAGCCCAAGUCCAAGAUCACUCACCUCGUCUUCUGCACCACUUCCGGAGUCGACAUGCCCGGAGCCGAUUACCAACUCACCAAGCUCCUUGGCCUCCGCCCCUCCGUCAAGCGAUUCAUGAUGUACCAGCAAGGUUGCUUCGCCGGCGGCACUGUCCUUCGUCUCGCCAAGGACCUCGCUGAGAACAACAAGGGCGCCCGCGUUCUCGUCGUCUGCUCCGAGAUCACUGCCGUCACCUUCCGUGGCCCCUCCGACUCCCACCUCGACUCCCUCGUCGGCCAAGCUCUCUUCGGCGAUGGAGCGGGGGCGGUGAUUAUUGGAGCUGAUCCGGACGAGAAGGUUGAGAGGCCUAUGUUCGAGCUCGUGUCGGCUGCGCAGACCAUACUUCCAGACUCGGAAGGGGCCAUCGACGGCCACCUGAGGGAAGUAGGUUUGACUUUCCACUUGCUUAAGGAUGUGCCCGGUUUGAUUUCUAAGAACAUCGAGAAAUCGCUCGUAGAGGCGUUCAAGCCCAUUGGGAUUAGUGACUGGAACUCGUUGUUCUGGAUAGCGCAUCCUGGUGGGCCUGCUAUUUUGGACCAGGUGGAGGAAAAGCUCAGGCUAAAGCCCGAGAAGAUGAGGGCUACUCGAGAGGUAUUGAAGGAGUACGGCAACAUGUCCAGUGCAUGCGUGCUUUUCAUAUUGGACGAGAUGAGGAAGAAGUCGGCGGAGGAAGGGAAGCUAACGUCCGGUGAAGGGCUGGAAUGGGGAGUUCUUUUCGGGUUUGGACCAGGUCUCACCGUCGAGACCGUCGUGCUCCAUUGCCUCCCUAAUGCUGUUGUCGCUACAGCGUGAUUUAUUAGCCCAGACCCUACCUAACAAGAAAGUGGGGGUAAAAUAAUAAAAAUGGAAUUAUGGAAGGACAUGGUUUUUUAUAUUCUAAAAUUACUCGUUUCUCGUGUUGAAUCUUCUUAAUUCCUUCUGUUCUGUUGUUUUUGGUUUAUUAUGUGUUGUGUGUGAGUGUUCAUUGUAUUUGAAAUUUAAGUAUGAUUUAGUUACCAUCAAUAUACAUAUAUACCAAUCUAUCAUUUGAUAUGAUCUAUGUUCUGUUUAUUUGUGGAAUUUACACAUGUAAUACAAACUGUUUAACCUAAAUUGGCUAUGUUUUGUUUAUUUGU
Molecule: messenger RNA, 1802 nt
Organism: Linum tenue
Lineage: Eukaryota; Viridiplantae; Streptophyta; Magnoliopsida; Malpighiales; Linaceae
Source: the annotation of a GenBank genome assembly